GGGAACUGUUAAAACAUGGUGAUCUGCAGUUUCUUUAUCCAGGGUCGCUGCCGAUUUGGAGACAAAUGUUGGAAUGAGCACCCGAGAGAUGGAAGAGGGUCUGGCGGUCACCACUACCAAGAGCCUGCGGGUGAUAGAAGAGGAAGCUCGUAUUAUCCACCCCAGAGAUAUGUGCAGCCCUCUAGUUUCAAUAAGUCUAUGACAUGGACCAACAAAGACACCAAGCCCACAUUUGGAUCUUUUUCCAGACCUGGAGAUGCUGGAAGCAAAAGCUUUAAAUCUACUGCAGCUGAAUCAUUCAGUUUCUCCCAGAAUCGCUUCUCAACAUUAAGUUCACAGGAGCAAACCAGGGAAGCUCAAGGUGACAAAGAUGGAAAUCUUAUAAGUGACAUCUUACAAGACAUAGAGAUCUGGGAGUCUUCAGGACAGUGGCUGUUGUCUGUUUAUUCUCUGGGAAAAGAAAAGUGCAACCUGUCAGGUUUUAGAGAUAUCUCACCAGAAGAACUGCGUCUGGAAUAUUACUCUUCCAAGAAUGAAGGAAAUCUUCAAAAUUAUUUAAACUCCAUACAACAGUUGGUGCUUCAGUGGAAACAGAGGACUCUAGAACUAAAAAACCUAAACCCUUCAACUAGAGCUGCAUUAAUUAAUGAAUUAACCAGCGCUCCCACUAAUAACGCUACUGGAUUUGGUGGAAUACAACAGUCUGCCUUUGGAUCUUCUAACUUUUCCACCAGCGGAGGAGUGCCAUCUGCUUCCACUUUCAGCUUCAAACCAGAGGCAGGACUUGCCCAAUCUUCUAGUGCCCCCGCCAGCUCCGCUUUGCCAUCGUUUGGUAGUAAACCCACAGCUGCUUCAUUUUCCUUUGCAGCAUCUACUGCUUCCACUGUUCAAGGAUUUGGAACAUCAUCUUUUACGAAUACAGCUCCAACAACUACAGGUUUUGGUGGCUUUGCCGGGUCUAAAGUGACUCCAGGUUUUGGUGCUGCUCCAAGCACAACGGGGUCUGCAAGUUUUGGAGGACUUCCUAAUACAACUCUUGGUACAAGUUUAGGCUCAGUUCCUGGCAUUACUGCAGCCCCAACUUUUGGAGGAGUUUCUGGCACAUCAGCAACUCAGGGAUUUGGUGUAGUGCCUACUACUAUAGCUGGAGUAUUUGGAGGAGCUUCUGAUGCUACCGUUAGUUCUGGAUUUGGAAGUAAUAGAUCUUCAGUUGCUGAUAUUUUUAAGCCUAAAAACAUAACCUCAUCUAGUACCUCCAUAUCAGGACAGCCAUUUGGACCCUCAGCCAGUGGUGUGCCAGCCACUGCUGACAGUAGCACAAGCAAUGCCUUAUAUACUCCUAGAACUGAGCUCUCUGCAGAAGACAUCCUUCAAUUUGAGUCCAAGAAGUUUACACUGGGACAAAUUCCUUUGCAACCUCCACCAGCAGAGAUCCUUAUUGUUUAAAUGAAAUGUUUUCACACACAUUAUUAAUUCAGUCAUUUCUCAACUCUACCUUUCCAGUACUGUAUUGAGAAACUCUAAGAGAUAACCCGAUUCUUUGUAAGUGUGGACACAAACUAAGGGUAAAAAACAAGCGUGAUCCCUACUACACACAAUAAAUAGUUAUAAUACAGUGGUAUAAACGGCUUUAUUUAUUUUGUAAACACAUUACAAUGGAAUCCCAUGACAACAGUAAAGCAAGACCGUAUAUAUAGAUGAAUAAAAUAUACGAAAAAAUAUCCAUGCGAGUGAAAUUCUAGUUCUGAGAAGUGUUUAGCUUCUAUCCAAGUUAUAUCCAAGUAUAGAGAAAUGCUCCCUAAGUGAGGCUUUGUGAAAAUCUUUGUAGAUAUAUCUUCUCUUGUUUGUAUGUACCUAAUUAAACAUUGCUCCAUAAUUGAUAUCAUAUUAACUCUUAUUGUCAAAAUUAGUUGUUUAUCUUGUCAAUAGUAUUAACUAUUUGUAUAUUCCUACUAUCAAUAGUACUAUAUGUCAUUCCAACAGCAGCUAGAUUCUAUUGUUAUAAUCAUUUUUUAGUAUAUAGUUCAUCAAGCUCCCCUUAUUGUUUCUUAUCAUUAUAAUUCACAGCAGUUCAGAGGAACUACUGAUUUUUAGGGUAGUAGCUUUAUCUCAUUAGUUUUGUUUUUGGUGCACUUACUCUUUAUUUGUUUUUAGUUUCCAUAAUUGAUAUAUAUAAUUAACUUCAAAAACAACUUUGAUAUAACGUAAUUUUAUUAUUAAAAUUUAAAACUACUUUUUGUAAGAAGUUUAUACCAUCUAUUGUAUGUCUAUAUAUAAUGUCCUGUUUUACUGUGCCCAAAGAUUGUAACUUUAAAAAAAAAUUAAAACAUGCUUAUAUAACUUUCUAUUGUAUCUGACCUUUAGCUGAGGGCUGAUUUGCUGUAUUAUUUAACUAUCCAUUAUGCAUGAAUUGGAUUUUUAAUGAUUUGCCUAUUUUAGUUAUUGAACCACUGAUUAUCUGAUCCAUGAAAAAUCCUCAUUCUGUUACUUGAGGAUUGACGUUAAAGGGAUAGAAAGGUCAAAAUGAAUUGUGCAUUUCAAUCUGAAAUAGAAGCAUGUUUGCACUAUACUUGCUUUAGCAAAAAUGCUUCUCAUAAAAGUUAUAACAGUUUUUUUCAGCAUACGCACAUAUCCUUUCAGGGCCCAUGCACCAGCAUUCAAACACCACACUUUCUUAGAUAGUUGGCAGUGGCUUGUAUGACACAAAUUACUUAUUCAGAAGCAAUACAAACCACCGCCAGCUCUCUGAGCAUGCAUGGUGUUCAAAUACCAGUGUAUGGGCCCUCACAGGAUAUGUGCGUAUGCCACAGAAAAACUCUAAUCACUUUUAUUAGCAUUUUGUCUAAUGGAAGUAUAUUGCAAAACUACUUAAAUUUCAAAUUGAAAUGCACCAAUGCAUAUUUAAAUUUUGAACUUUCUAUCCCUUUAAGAAACAUUCUAUGAGAAAUUAUUUUUAUAUUUUUUGAACACACAAUAAUGCUUGCAUUUUAACUGCUGCUUCAUAAACAAGUCCCACACUUACUCUCUCAGUUGUACAUAUACUGUAUUUUGUAUGCAUCCUUUUCAUAAUGAUGUUAGAGGGAGCACUGAAUUAAGAGAUCAGAUUAGCUUGCCUUUGUGUCAUUAUAAAGUUUAAAUUAUUUUGUCAUUUGUUCUUGAAACUGUUUUAAUAAAUGUUUUAAACAAAGCUUUUAAUAAUAUAAAUAUCUUGAAUGCGCACUGGGUUAAGUUUGUGUUUAUGUCCAUAGCUAAAAAAAAAAACAAACAAAAAAAAAACGCGUCUGAGCCCAAGCAAUAAUAGUCUACCAAAAGUAGUAUAUCCUGUUUCUCUGCCUUUUGGUAUAGAAUGGUAAUUUCUGUAAUUUAACUAAGACUGUUAAUAAAGUUAAAAACAAAUGUA
Bombina bombina (fire-bellied toad) is the source of this 3400-nucleotide messenger RNA. It is a transcript of the gene NUP42, whose product is annotated as nucleoporin 42. Lineage: Eukaryota; Metazoa; Chordata; Amphibia; Anura; Bombinatoridae. Bases 16 to 1446 code for a protein of 476 amino acids. The record is from RefSeq and is a predicted model, not a curated record. Gene Ontology annotation, molecular function: nuclear export signal receptor activity; metal ion binding. Gene Ontology annotation, cellular component: nuclear envelope. The transcript has 7 exons.